Drosophila biarmipes is the source of this 651-nucleotide messenger RNA. Its product is annotated as gustatory receptor for sugar taste 61a-like. The transcript has 4 exons. Bases 1 to 651 code for a protein of 216 amino acids. NCBI's taxonomy places the organism in Eukaryota, Metazoa, Arthropoda, Insecta, Diptera, Drosophilidae. Gene Ontology annotation, molecular function: sweet taste receptor activity. Gene Ontology annotation, biological process: detection of chemical stimulus involved in sensory perception of taste; sensory perception of sweet taste. The record is from RefSeq and is a predicted model, not a curated record. Gene Ontology annotation, cellular component: membrane.
AUGUCGAAGGCGUCGGAAAAGAUCCUGAAGCGCCUGAAGGAGCGGCGCCAAAAGCAGAAGGCCAUUUUGGCCAUGCGAUGGCGGUGUGCCCAGGGAGGGUUGGAGUUCGAGCAGCUGGACACCUUUUAUAGAGCCAUCAGGCCAUAUCUUUGUGUGGCCCAGUUCUUUGGCAUUAUGCCCUUGUCCAAUAUCCUAAGUCGGGAUCCUCAGGACGUAAAGUUUAAAGUCAGGAGUAUUGCCCUGGGAGUCACUGGUCUCUUCCUCCUACUCGGUGGCAUCAAGACCUUGAUAGGUGCAAAUGUCCUGUUCAAGGCAGGAUUGAAUGCGAAGAAUAUGGUUGGCUUGGUUUUCCUUAUCGUGGGCAUCGCCAACUGGCUGAAUUUCGUGGGGUUCGCUCGUUCCUGGUCGCACAUAAUGUUACCCUGGAGCUCCCUGGAUAUCCUGAUGCUAUUUCCGCCCUAUAAACGUUGCAAGAGGAGCCUUCGGUCAAAGGUCAACGUGAUUGUACUAAGCGUGGGUGUUCUGGCAGGGAUCAUAUGCUGUACUAUGCCUCUGGUUAUGUCAGUUACAGCAUGCACGUUUGGCAGUGCCAUACGAACCAGUCAGAGAUUACCUUUAAAAUUUAUUUGGAGAAGGAGUUCUCGGACAUAA